GUAACAAUUUGAUCGCUAGGUUGACAUUCGUAUAAAAUAAAGAUUCGACAGACAAAUUCGGUUCAAUAGCUAUUUGUAUAGUGGAACAAUGGUCGGUAAAAAGUACAUAGCGUUGAUUUUGUCAGUACUUGUGCUGGCCGCUGAAGCCAAUAAUGGCAUCCAGAAGGUUGCUUCAUGGGCACUCUCCGAGAGUGGGAAUUGGGACGGAUUGGGUUUAACUGCGGACGUGAAUAAGUAUGUGGACGAAACGAUUCACAUGGUGGUGCCUUUGAUGCAAGCGUACGGACUCGACCCCAUGGCACUACCUGAUAUAGAAGAGGGCUUCGAAGUAAGGCCGGUAUUGAUCAAAUACAGCGCGUGGCUGAGGAUCACUCAAGGUCGAAUGACUGGUCUCAGCAGCGUCUCUCGUUCAGGUGACCAGAUGGUGAACUACUUCUCGAGGAUGCUCCGUGUCCGAGUGGAAUUGCAGUUCCGCGACUUGAGGUUCGACUACCGCUACUUGGUAAAAGUUAUGAACAUCGGGCCCACGGGCGGUAUAGUCGCCACACUCAACCGCUUUGUCGUCAUCACAGAUGUACUGCUCGACUUCAAUAACGACGAGAUUCAACUCCAGCGGUUCUCCCUCACUGACAUUGGCCGUCUGCGCGUGCGUUUAACUGGCAAUAUUCUGACCGACUGGUUGGUGAACCCGGUGAUUGCAGUAUUCACCUCAAUCUUCGACAAUAUUAUCAUUAAAAUUGUAGAAAUCAACAUCCGUAGAUCCAUCCAAGACGUAAUCGACUUCAUGAACAGAAACCUCAAAGACAUUAUUGCUUACCUUGAAUCCUAUAACUAAAAUUAAGCAGGUACAUGUUUCUUGUCAUAGGUGAACUACUGUAUUGUUAUGGUAAUUAUCAAUAAAUUAAGU
Molecule: messenger RNA, 907 nt
Organism: Hyposmocoma kahamanoa
Lineage: Eukaryota; Metazoa; Arthropoda; Insecta; Lepidoptera; Cosmopterigidae
Exons: 5
Coding region: 89-835 (248 amino acids)
Source: RefSeq, a predicted model, not a curated record